This is a messenger RNA of Trichechus manatus latirostris (Florida manatee), 3235 nucleotides long. RefSeq names its product zinc finger protein 366 (gene ZNF366). The coding region runs from base 190 to 2418 and encodes 742 amino acids. Gene Ontology annotation, biological process: regulation of transcription by RNA polymerase II. The transcript has 5 exons. The record is from RefSeq and is a predicted model, not a curated record. Gene Ontology annotation, molecular function: DNA-binding transcription factor activity; RNA polymerase II cis-regulatory region sequence-specific DNA binding. NCBI's taxonomy places the organism in Eukaryota, Metazoa, Chordata, Mammalia, Sirenia, Trichechidae.
AUUGUUCCUGUUCUCUUUCUUAAGUCAUCUGAAACACUGUCCCUGCGAGUUCUUUAAGUUCCCUGCAAUCUGUACACAAGAGAAAGAGGGAGAGAGAGAGAGGGAGAGAGACAGAGAGAGCAAGGGAUCAGGUAAAGCAGUGGGGCUGCUGCAGCCAUUCAGAACUCAGGAGCUGGAAACUUGCCAAGGAUGCAGAAGGAAAUGAAGAUGAUCAAAGAUGAGGAUGUGUAUUUCAAUUUGGGUGUGAAGAGGGCCCCCUCCUUUCCCCACUGCCUGCAGCCGGCAGCUUCCCGGGGUAAAGCUCCUCAAAGACACCCUUUCCCAGAGGCUCUCCGGGGGCCUUUUUCCCAGUUUCGGUAUGAACCUCCUCCAGGAGACCUAGACGGAUUCCCCGGCGUCUUCGAAGGAGGAGGGUCUCGGAAACGGAAGAGCAUGCCCACCAAGAUGCCCUAUAGCCACCCUGCGGAAGAAGCCCCUCUUGCCCUCCAUUCUGAGGGGAACAAAAACCAUGGCCCUCCGAAACUCCCUUUGCUGUUCCCGCAGCCCCCGCGCCCCAAGUAUGACUCCCAGAUGAUCGACCUGUGCAACGUGGGCUUCCAGUUCUGCCGCACCCUGGAACACCUGGGGGCCAAAUCGAUCAAGCAGGAGCCCAUUAAGCCCAGCGCUGUGUGGGCCCAGCCAACAUCCCCGCCGUUCCCGCCCCCGCCCUACCCCUACUACCCCAAAGUCCACCCGGGCCUCAUGUUCCCGUUCUUCAUGCCCUCCUCCCCUUUCCCCUUCAGCCGGCACACCUUCUUGCCCAAGCAGACCCCGGAGCCGCUGCUGCCACGGAAAGCUGAGCCCCAGGAGAGUGAGGAAACCAAGCAGAAGGUGGAGAGGGUGGACGUGAACGUGCAGAUCGACGACAGCUACUACGUGGACGUGGGUGGGGCGCAGAAGCGCUGGCAGUGCCCCACCUGCGAGAAGUCCUACACCUCCAAGUAUAACUUGGUGACCCACAUCCUGGGCCACAGCGGGAUCAAGCCGCACGCGUGCACCCGCUGCGGGAAGCUUUUCAAGCAGCUCAGUCACCUGCACACCCACAUGCUGACCCACCAGGGCACGCGGCCCCACAAGUGCCAGGUGUGCCACAAGGCCUUCACGCAGACCAGCCACCUGAAGCGCCACAUGAUGCAGCACAGCGAGGUGAAACCGCACAACUGCCGCGUGUGCGGCCGCGGCUUCGCCUACCCCAGCGAGCUCAAGGCCCACGAGGCAAAGCACGCCAGUGGGCGGGAGAACAUCUGUGUGGAGUGCGGCCUCGACUUCCCCACCCUGGCCCAGCUGAAGAGGCACCUCACCACUCACCGGGGCCCCAUCCAGUACAGCUGCUCCGAGUGCGACAAGACCUUCCAGUACCCAAGUCAGCUGCAGAACCACAUGAUGAAGCACAAGGACAUCCGGCCCUACAUCUGCUCUGAGUGUGGCAUGGAGUUCGUGCAGCCCCACCACCUCAAGCAGCACUCCCUCACCCACAAGGGCGUGAAGGAGCACAAGUGUGGCAUUUGCGGGCGGGAGUUCACCCUGCUGGCCAACAUGAAGAGACACGUGCUGAUCCACACCAACAUCCGCGCCUACCAGUGCCACCUCUGCUACAAGAGCUUCGUGCAGAAGCAGACCCUUAAAGCACACAUGAUCGUCCACUCUGAUGUGAAGCCUUUUAAAUGCAAGCUGUGUGGGAAGGAAUUCAACCGGAUGCACAACCUCAUGGGCCACAUGCACCUGCACUCUGACAGCAAGCCCUUCAAGUGCCUCUACUGCCCGAGCAAAUUCACCCUGAAGGGGAACCUGACGCGCCACAUGAAAGUCAAGCACGGAGUCAUGGAGCGGGGCCUUCACUCACAAGGUUUUGGAAGGGGAAGACUUGGCCUGGCUCAGACGGCAGGUGUCCUGAGGAGUCUGGAACAGGAGGAGCCCUUUGACCUUUCCCAGAAGCCUCGGGUGAAGAGGCCAGUGUUUCAGUCUGAUGGGGAGAGCGCCAGGGAAAGCUCCUGCCAUGAGGAGGAGGAAGAGGAGAACUGCUACGAGGUGGAGCUGUACAGCCCAGGCCUCACCCCCCAGAACAAGCAGCUCUGCUCGCCCCAGGAUCUAUCCAGAAAACCUGAGCAGGCCACGAGGGCUCUCAGUGAACCCUGCCAGGAGAAGGAGGAAGUGCAGAAAGAAGAGCUGGAGGAGAAGAGCAAAGACAAUCUUGGUGCAGAGGGUGGUCAGGAGAGAGAGUCUGCUCUCCCAGAUGAGCGCCUAAGCCUCAGGGCUUUUCAGAGCACCCGGCGGGGCCCUUCUUUUUCUGAUUACUUAUACUUCAGGCACAGAGAUGAAAGCUUAAAAGAAUUACUGGAGAGGAAAAUGGAAAAACAAGCAAUGCUUUUAGGUAUCUAAGUGGAUAGUUUUAAAAUUACAUUUGGAAAAUGAGAACUAGGCGGUUCAAAUAUAGCUUUCUGCAUGAACUGUAAUUUGCUGGGGACGGGCAGAUGGUGCAAAUCUUGACAAAUGGCUCAGACUGAGUGAGUAGGGACAGUCCAAGGUAAUGCAAAUGCUUCUCAGGUCAUUCACUGGACCCUUAAUACUUGUAACACACGAGAAGGAUCUUCUUCGGUGUUAUUUUAUGCAUCUAUUAUCACUCCAGUAUAAUAAACUGUACAUAUUUACCUAGAUAUCUAGUUGUAAGCUGACUCUGAGGUGCUUUUAGAAAUUCUGUUUUCCUUUGACUAACAUGCAAUACAUGGCAGAUUUCUUACUAGUUGCAAAAAUACGGUGCUUCACGUGUUACCUUAUUAAAAACUAUUUAGUGACAGUUGUCGAAUUCAUGAAAGCUAUCAUAUUUUUUCAGAUAGAUUAAAACAUUAGUAGUUGUGUAUAUAAAAAGAACUUUUCUUAAAAAAUCAAAAGUACCAGAAAUGACACAGAAGGGUGAGUUAUCAGAGAAGGAUGGUCUCAAGUUGUUCCUAUAGAUACGAGAUAAAAUUUCAGGAAAAUAUGAAUAAUUUUGACUAAGGAAAAACCAGCAAUAUUUAGAUUCUUGCCUGUGUCUUGUUUCACUUCAACUACCUUCAUCAGGUGGGGCAUUUGAUACAUACUUUCAGAUGACCCAGGAGUGCUCAGGGGUUCUGGUUCCUCAGACUUGACCCCUUUCUGGCAGCCCCAGCAGAGGCCCCUCCUGGAGACCGUUGCUGCCUUGCACCAAGGCCUUAUACCC